AUGGCGCAGUAUAGCCAAGUCCACCAGGGCGUUUACGAGAUGGGAAUACAUGGGUCUUCGACGUAUCAUCCAGCUAUGAACCCCAAUGAUCCGUCUAGUUACGGUUACUUCCCCACCGGAAAACCUGUGCCGUAUCAAACGAACACAGAGUUCGAAGACAGCCAACGUCUCAUACAUCAAAAUGCCCCAACAGGCUUCCAAGGACCAGCAAAACGUCAACCAUUGCAAAGAAGACUUGGCAAAACAGGAUUGACAAUCAUAAUCCUCGGCACAAUCGUCAUUAUCGCCUCAUGCGCUAUCCUCGUUUAUCUCUGGCACGGCGCCGAGAAAGUCCGCAACAGACAGCCCCGAGGCAAAGAAUGGGACAGAAUUGUUUUUGACAACUACGCAGCGCAGGUAGCAACGCUCUGCUCUGCUGCAAUACGAGUAUCGAUGGAUUUGCAGACUUGUCUCGCUGCUGCGUCAAUGGCAGCCAUUGUUCUUGAAACCGCGGGUUGUCGAAUCUCUGAUCUAGCGAGGCUGUCAAUCUCCAGAGCCUCAAGUUGUGAUGCAAGUCCGUGGGAUAUCUUCCUCAUCACGAAAAGCAACAGGAAGACCUUGUUCCACUGCAUCAUAUUACUCUUGAGUUUCAUCCUAAGUCUUGCCAUGACUUUCACGUCGACGAUCUUGCUUUUCGACUUUAAGGCGCUUCCGAUCGCUGCGCCGAUGGUCUCAGAGUCAAUCUAUGUGGGGUUCGAUAUAUCUAAGGACACAGCUGUGUUCUCUGGUGUAUCUUACUGGCAGUCUAAGCCGUCAGCACACUGGCGAUUUGCAGAGACAAGGCCUUCGAGUCAGAGACUUGCGCCUAAGGAUGUAGCCGACACUGGGGAUGUGUAUCGAGCCAUGAUACCGAUGGCAAAUGUUGAUAAUCGAACUUCGCUGGAGUAUUACUCUGGACCUACGAUUGUCACCAACAUGAGGACAGCAUGUGUAGCACCGACGUUUAACAACGCUACACUUGAGUAUAUAUACACUGGAAGCAACGCUACAGAGGGUCUUUAUCUCCAAGCGGAAUUCAACGCCUCGACCGGUUGGGAGUCAGGGCCUAGUAUCAAUGGUUCAUAUCCUGCGACACUAUCGUGUCGGAUCAACAACGAAUGGGACCAAACGAACUCAACAUCCUGGCCAAUAUCGUUCUGCAGUUUCAACAUGAAAGAACUAGCCCCCAAAAAUGACAGUUUUACAAACCCUCUUUCACGCCAUCCGUACAACUUUCAUCCCGUACUUCUCCUCAACGCAAGCGAUAGUCUGACCCAGCUGAGACCAAUGUAUAACAUGACUACGAACACGUGGUCGAACGUGACGAUCCCACGAGAUAUGCAAAUGGCAAAGUCAACGAGCAAAGGUCAAUGGACGACAGCGACGAAUAAGAACGGUACUCAACUCUUCCAAGCGAGUGUGUGCUUUCUUACCCAGAACAUACCACUUUUAUACAACGUCAGCAUGACAGGCAGAGCAAUACCAUCUGAACCCACGUCUAUAGCAAAGUGGAAAACACUACAGGGCAAGAACGGCACGCAAUUUCUCAAACAGCUCGGCGUCGGGGUAUCGCCCUUAGAUACUGAAGCAAGAGGCAUUCUAGAUCUGAAAGUACUCUCGGGGCCAGCUUCUAUGGCAGAUACAGGUGUUGCUGACUGGGAUGAAUGGGUCUACCAAAUGAUUCACUUCAGUCUUUUCGACUACAGUAUCUCCGGCGGAUGGACCUUCAACAACGAUGCUUUGGAAGGGUGGUUCGACACCGUAGCGAAUUGGCCCGCACACCCGGAACAUUCGCAUCUCUUUCAGAGUGUUCUCCAGGAAACGGAUGAUCCAGCACGAGCUGUCCAGGAGUUAUUCUUUCGGUUCUACCAGAUGAUCUUCCACGACAUUCUACCAUAUUUCACUCAACAACACUCUGUUUCUACGAUCAACGUGAAACAGGUUAUCAUUCCGAAUCAGUGGACAGGCUUGAUAAUUAUCCUGUCUGGUGUUGUACUGCACUUGAUUCUUACGUUGAUCACGAUUAUCAUGUUUAUGGCUUCGACGAAGAGUUCUAUUCUGGGAAAUUCAUGGCAUGCUGUGUCGCAGAUUAUCUCGCCAGAGACGAGUGUUGUGGUAGAGACUGUGGCGGGUAGUGGGAUGCGGGAUGUUGAUGUUGCCAAGUGGGUGGAGUCAACGGGUUCUGAUGGGCAUGUGUAUGGGUUGUCGACUUGUGGUGAUAACAAGGUUCGCAGACGGUAG
Molecule: messenger RNA, 2259 nt
Organism: Fusarium tjaetaba
Lineage: Eukaryota; Fungi; Ascomycota; Sordariomycetes; Hypocreales; Nectriaceae
Exons: 1
Coding region: 1-2259 (752 amino acids)
Source: RefSeq, a predicted model, not a curated record